AUCUCUGGUUUGCGAUUCUCACUUUCAAUUGUUUUAAAAUGUAAAUAAAAUAAUGGGCAGUUUUUAUCUUGUUAAAGCACGUGGUGUGCUUGUAUAAUUAACUGUUGAAAUGACUUUACAGCAUCCAGAAAAUGCGUAUAUUUCGCUGUCAGUGAAUAUUGAUAAUUUUAAAUAAUACCUGAACUAAAAAUGAACACUUUUAAGAGGACCAAUGUUGACGUUUACAAAAAGUCAGGUUCAAAAGUAACGCCUGAUACACUUCACUGGAAGAAAUUCGAUGUCCCUGUAUUGGUUAAAGAAUUUGGGCCUAUCGACUACAUAGACUUUUCACCGGUGGAACCUCAUUAUUUCGCUGUCACGUGUUCCGUGAGGGUUCAAAUAUAUAACUCAAUCACAAAAUUAGUCCAAAAAAACUUGAACCGUUUCCAAGAAACUGCAUAUGGAGGUUCGUUUAGGAAAGAUGGCCGGCUGCUGUGCGCUGGCGGAGAGGAGAAGCAUGUCAAGUUGUUCGAUGUGUCGUCCAAGUCUCUGUUGCGAGUUUUCCGAGGACACACCAGUGCCGUGCACAGGUGUGCCUUCACGCUGGCCGGCCUGCAAGUGGCCAGCUUCUCGGACGACAAGAGCGUGUGCCUGUGGGACAUCCCGAGCGAGAAGGCCGUCCUGAGCUACGGCGAGCACUCGGACUAUGUCCGGGCGGGAGCCGCCUCGCCCGUGUCGCCGGAGAUUGUCCUGUCGGGCAGCUACGACAACACGGCGCACAUGUACGACACCCGCACCAAGGCCCGGGUCCUGGCGGUGGACCACGGCUGUCCGGUGGAGAGCGUCAUGUUCCUGCCCACGGGGGGAGUUUUCCUCACCGCAGGCGGCACGGAGGUACGGGUGUGGGACGCCCUGGCCGGCGGGCGGCUGCGGGCCAGGAUAUCCCAGCACCACAAGACCAUCACCUGCCUGGCCCUCGCCUCCGGCAACAAGAGGCUGCUGUCCGGCUCGCUGGACCGCCACGUCAAGAUAUACGACAUCGCCAGCUUCCAGGCCGUGCACACGCUCCACUACCCGGCCGCUGUGCUGAGCCUCGGAGUCAGCGCCGGAGACGAGACGGUGGUGGCCGGAAUGGUGGACGGCCUGGUGUCCAUCUCGCAGCGCCAGGAGGACGCCCGCCCCACCAAGAGGGAGCGCCGCAAGCCGUCGUACCGCUUCGCGGGCAGCGACUGCCCUGCGGUGGAUGCCCUGGUCCUGGAGGAGACCCACCCCGUCCUGGCCAAGCACGACACCCACUUGCGCAAGUUCGAGUACAGCAAGGCCCUGGACUCGGUGCUGGUGCCGUACGUGGCCGGCCGCAACCCCCACGUCACCGUCGCCGUCGUGCAGGAGCUCAUGAGACGAAAAGGCUUGGAGGCAGCGCUGGCCUCCAGAGACGAAGCAACGCUGCUGAAAAUUCUCAAGUUUGUUGUCCGCAACUUGAGCGAUGACCGUUUCACGCGUGUACUAAUUGACUUCACCAACAUCUUCCUGGACGUGUACGAAGGCAGUGUGACCCAGAGUUCGCAGCUGAGGAAGAUGAUGGAGAGUCUUGCAAAGCGAGUGUCCGAGGAGGAGGCCCUAGUGCGGGAAUUGGUUUCCCUGCAGGGCUGCCUGUUCAUGCUGACAUCUGCGGCCAGUUGUACUGGCCCUGCUGUCCCCCAGCCUCAGCUCUUGGCCUUGAAGCCAUCCCUGGCCGCGCAGAACAGCUCUGUCAUCAACGUUGCGUGAUGCAGUACGUUCCAGCUGAAGCCUUGCACGAGCAAGUGUACCUCGUAGCUUCAUGUGCACCGAGAUUGAUGAAAUGACGUUAAGCUGUAUAGUGAGCGAUUAGUGGGGUGAAAAAUACAGAAGUGAGAAUGCAUGUCUUUUUAGAGCUAUUGUGAUAUUGAAACCUAAUGUAAUAAAUGACCAGAACUAUGGUU
This is a messenger RNA of Bacillus rossius redtenbacheri, 1943 nucleotides long. Its product is annotated as U3 small nucleolar RNA-associated protein 15 homolog. NCBI's taxonomy places the organism in Eukaryota, Metazoa, Arthropoda, Insecta, Phasmatodea, Bacillidae. The coding region runs from base 190 to 1749 and encodes 519 amino acids. Gene Ontology annotation, biological process: rRNA processing; positive regulation of transcription by RNA polymerase I. The transcript has 8 exons. Gene Ontology annotation, molecular function: protein binding. Gene Ontology annotation, cellular component: nucleolus. The record is from RefSeq and is a predicted model, not a curated record.